AUGGAAGAAGACAGAAUUUCAGUAAAUAAGGAGGAGUUUACAUGUGCAGUAUGUCAGGAUCUGUUGAAGGAUCCAGUGACCACUUCCUGUGGACACAGUUACUGUAAGAGCUGUAUUACAGACUGCUGGGAUCAGGAGGAUCAGAUGAGAGUCUACAGCUGCCCUCAGUGCAGACAGACCUUCAGUUCAAGACCUGCUUUAGCUCGAAACACCAUGCUGACUGAAGUGGUGGAGAAACUGAAGAAGAGGAAACGUCCUGCUGACUGUUACGCUGGAGCUGGAGAUGUGCAGUGUGACGUCUGUACUGGAAGAAAAUACAAAGCCGUCAAGUCCUGUCUGGUGUGUCUGAACUCUUACUGUCAGAAUCACCUUGAACAACAUGAGAGUUUGUUUAAAGGAAAGAGACACAAUUUGACUGAUGCCACUGGACGACUGCAGGAGAUGAUCUGCCAGAAACAUGACAAGAUCCUUGAGGUUUUCUGUCGCACUGACCAGAAAUGUAUAUGUGUGCUGUGUUUGAUGGAUGAACAUAAAAACCAUGACACUGUAUCAACUGCAGCACAGAGGACAGAGAAACAGCACCAGCUGAAGGAGACGCAGAAGACGUUCCAGGAGAGAAUCCAGCAGAGAGAGAAAGAUCUUCAGCAGCUGAGAGAGGCUGUGGAGUCUCAUAAGCGCUCUGCACAGACAGCAGUGGAGGACAGUGAGAGGAUGUUUGAGCUGAUACAACUGAUCAGAGAUCAGGAAAAGGCUGCAGUGAGUCGAGCUGAAGGACGACUGGAGCGACUGGAGCAGGAGAUCAAUGAUCUGAGGAGGAGAGACGCUGAGCUGAAGCAGCUUUCACACACACAGGAUCACAUCCAGUUCCUGCAGAGUUUCCAGUCCCUCUCUGCAUCUUCUGAAUCUACAGACAUAAAUGAUGAUCUCUUCAGUUCUCUCGUCUCUUUUGAUGGUCUGAGAGAAUCUGUCCAUCAGCUGAGAGACAAACUGGAGGAUUUCUGCAAAGAGGAGCUCAAGAAGAUCUCAGACAGAGUCACAUUCACCAACAUUGUUCUCUGGACCAGGAAGGACUUCCUACAAUAUUCCCAUCAGCUCACUCUGGAUCUGAACACAGUGAAUAAACGCCUCCGUCUGUCUGAGAACAACAGAGUGAUUACUCACACUGGCACAGAUCAGCCGUAUCCUGAACAUCCAGACAGAUUUGAUCAUGUGUAUCAGGUGUUGUGUAGAGAGAGUGUGUGUGGACGCUGUUACUGGGAGAUUGAGUGGAGUGGAAAUAUUGGUGUGUUUAUAUCAGUGUCAUAUAAGAGCAUCAGCAAGAAGGGAGGUGAUAAGUGUUUGUUUGGACGUAAUGAUCAGUCCUGGAGUUUGUUCUGCUCUCCCUCCAGAUACUCAUUCAUACACAACAAUAUAGAGACUCGUCUCCCUGUAAAGUCCAUCAGCAGUAGAAUAGGAGUGUUUGUGGAUCACAGUGCAGGAACUCUGUCCUUCUACAGCGUCUCUGACACAAUGAGCCUCAUCCACACAGUCCAGACCACAUUCACUCAGCCGCUCUAUCUGGGGUUUACUGUUUGGUCUAGAUCAUCAGUGAAACUGUGUUGAUGAAUCAAAAUAGACUGACGAGAUAUUCUACCCAUAAUGCUUUGAGCUGAUGAUGAAUCAGUAACAGUGAGAUGUUAUAGAGUCUCUUCUUUUCUCUUCAUGACAUUAAUACUGCAGCUGAACUUCUGUCAGUGAAAUAACAUGUUAGAAUAAAUGUGUGUAAUAAAUCCUCAUAUAGACAGUAUAGUUGCCGUAAUUUUGCCAAGUAAGACUAGGGUGACCACCCGUCCUGCUUUCCGUUGUACCGGACAGCAUUUUCACCUCUUGUCCUGCACGUCGCAUAUUGAGAAAAUGUUCUGCAUUUUUUAAUCAGUCUGUUGGUUUUUAUUAAUGUUUCAUUAACAAAGUUCGGGAGGAGCAUGUUCAGAUAAUUAACCUAAUUAACACAAGGAGAGCACAAUCAGUAAUCAAUCCAAUCAACAAGGUGUGUAUAUAUACACAGCGGUCUUACCUCAGUUCCUUGACAGUUUUCCAGCAUCCCUCCGCCACUCCUUCUCCACACUUACACCUAUUUCUGUCCUGACCAGGGGGUACUCUGGGCUCGGGGACGAAAUUCCAAGCUCCCCUCGAACACCACGCCAAGUACACAUAACUUUUACUGUUUUAUUAUAUGUAAGUGUAAACUCGUGAAAUGAUAUCAAGAAAACGUCCAUGCGUUCGUUUGCCUUUUUUAGAAAGCUUUUUAUUUAUUCUUUUUGCGGCAUAGUUUCUGCGAAAAUGAUUUGCGGAGUUCAUCAAGUAUUCUAGAACCACUGAUGGAAAUGGUUGAGUGCACACGGAAAAACACCAUAUUCUCCAUUUUAACCAAAUUUAUAAAUGAUGCAGCUUUCAGAUGCAGCUUUCUUCUUAUUUUAAUAGUUUGGGGCGGUUUCUAUGGUGUUUUUUACUGACAAAUGUCUAGAGCACAUUAUUGUGAUGCGGCGUGCAUGAAAAUGCACAAGCACAAAUCUCUUGCAGGUGAAUUCUCUUUACUCUCAUAAAAAAGGCGCGCUUUCUCUGAUCAGCGUAUAUGACAACGGAUGUAAUCAGUAUUUACAUAGCAUAACAGUAGAAAAAGCCUGUGGCUUUCAGCGUACGCACAGUCUGAGAUCAAAUUUGUGCAAAUGCAUGCUUUAUAAAUGAGGCCCAUGAUCUUUACUUAAUAUGCUAAUGAUUUUUGGCUUAAAAAGAAAAUCAAUCAUUUUGACCCACACAAUGAAGCACCAUUACAAGUGCUACUUAUAACUGUUUUUUAGGUCCAGGGUCACAUUUGUCUUGUUGUGAGUAAGAGAUCAGAGAAUUUCCAGGUUUUUAACCUCACAGAAUGAUGUUGUGAAGCAGUAAUUUAACAUUGUUUUCAGUUAUAAUAACAGUUGUUGAUGAUGUCUGAGCAUUGAAACAUACACAACUAAUAUUAUUCAGUAAAUCCUGCUCAUUUUACCAUCAUUAUUACCAUGCUUUCUGCUCUUCCCUGGAUUCCUCUGUUAACCUCUCAGGCUGAUAGAAGACUAUAAUACAGUUUUGGGUCUCAGAUAAAAUGAAUGUGUACUGACAGGAUCUGGUAUUCCUGUCAAGGAGAUUUGAUCGUAUUUAUCUAUUUAGUCAUUAGGAUGUUGGCACAAUCUAACAGUGAGAUAUUUUCAACAUUUACAGGGGACAGUGUGUAUCUUAUUGCUGUCUGAAUUCAGCUGUUUCUUGUCUUUUGUUCUGUUGAUGGUUGUUAUUCCAUCAGGCUGUAUUGCAAUUAUAUUUCUAAUAAAUAUAAUAAAAUU
Messenger RNA from Labeo rohita (rohu), 3353 nucleotides. RefSeq names its product tripartite motif-containing protein 16-like. The record is from RefSeq and is a predicted model, not a curated record. Bases 1 to 1602 code for a protein of 533 amino acids. The transcript has 6 exons. Lineage: Eukaryota; Metazoa; Chordata; Actinopteri; Cypriniformes; Cyprinidae. Gene Ontology annotation, molecular function: zinc ion binding; protein binding.